AUGCUGCGAUCCCUUCCUCCAAUCUGCAAAGUAUUUUUGUCGGUGGAAUACGUUUUACAGUACUGGGAACGAUUGGAAUCUGUUCAAGAACUGCCCUUGACAUGGCUACCUCGGGAUGGGGAUACUUUAUCGCUCGCAGACCAUGAACUACCAUCUAGACUGCUCAUUAAUGGCGAUUGGACACAUUUACAUCGUUGUGCUGUUGCCAUCCACCAACUGCUGGCCUUAUGCCCGCAAGCAAUACCCAUCUACAGCCGUGGGAAAUGGGCACAAGAUGUUGCAAGGAUGGUGCAUAAGAUGGGACCUACUGACAUUGAUCAACAAUCUCCUCCACUUAAAUUAAAUCGACUGGUGAUAAUUGACCGUUGGGUGGACCCUCUUACUCCGCUAUUGCAUCAACUCACGUAUGCUGGCAUCCUGGAUGAAAUGUAUGGUAUAGGCAUGGUUGGUUCCAUUAAGGUGAGACAACUACUGUUGAGUUCAUAAUU
Strongylus vulgaris is the source of this 488-nucleotide messenger RNA. NCBI's taxonomy places the organism in Eukaryota, Metazoa, Nematoda, Chromadorea, Rhabditida, Strongylidae. The record is from the annotation of a GenBank genome assembly.